This is a messenger RNA of Candida tropicalis MYA-3404, 3171 nucleotides long. RefSeq lists its product as uncharacterized. The transcript has a single exon. The record is from RefSeq and is a predicted model, not a curated record. The coding region runs from base 1 to 3171 and encodes 1056 amino acids. Gene Ontology annotation, molecular function: RNA binding; protein binding. Lineage: Eukaryota; Fungi; Ascomycota; Pichiomycetes; Serinales; Debaryomycetaceae. Gene Ontology annotation, biological process: nuclear-transcribed mRNA catabolic process, nonsense-mediated decay. Gene Ontology annotation, cellular component: exon-exon junction complex; cytoplasm.
AUGACGGCUGAAUUAGAUAAUCGACGAAAAGAGUUACUUGAAUUAAACAUAAAAGCAUGGGAUGGUGAACAUACUUUUAAAACAGCAUCAAAAUUAGAUUCAUCAUUAAAGAAAAAUUCUACUUUUAUCAAGAAAGUUAAAUCAAUCACUCAUGAAUCAUCAAAAUCUAUACUUAAAGAUAUUGAAACGUUAUCUAUUGAGAAAUAUCUAUAUGAAGUCUUGUCGUCAUUAACUGAGGCAUUAAUUAAAGUUAAUAAAAAUGAUGAUGUUGUUGCAUCUAUGGAAAUUAUAUCUGCUUUACAUCAAAGAUUCACAUCUCAAUUUUCUCCUGUAUUAUUAAUCAAUUUAUUAGUUGCCAUAGCUAAUCCACCAAAGGGUACUCAAGAAGAAGAUGAAAAAGAAGUGUCAAGUCGUAUUUCAAAACAACGUAAUGUAUUGAAAUUAAUUAUGGAAUUUUAUCUCAUUGGUGUAUUCAGCAAUUUGAAAAUGUGUAACAAAGAUAUUAUUCCUGAUGAAAUACUAUUGAAAUUUGGUAAAUCUGCAUCCGAACCAAUUAUAAUUGUUGUCAUUAAAGAUUUGUUAAAUUAUCAACUUAAACUGGGAAAUUCUUUAGUGAUUGUUCAAUCUUAUUUGAAAAGAUUCCAUCAUGUUAUUUAUCAGGAUGAUAACGAUUUAUUGCAAUUUGAAGUUCGAAAUGUUUUACGUCAAAUAUUUACCAUUUAUACUAAUGCAACUUAUGAUACGUUAAUUGGAUUAAAGAAAAAAGUCCAUCAAAUUAGCGAAAGAAAUAAAAAGGCGUCGAUUAGAACUGGUCGAAUAUUGGAUGAAAUUCAAACUGAAUUGGAUUCAACUACCAAAAUAUAUGAAAAAUUCAAAUCUGCUGCUGAAUUUUUAUCCCCAGUAGUGGGUAUUCCUUUACCUAAACAGUUGGAGGAAAAUGAUGAACCAGAAGCAAAUGAAGAAAAUUCAAAUGUCGUAGAAGUGGUCAAAACCAAAUCAAUGAAUGAAGAUGAGUUGAAUGGUGUAUGGGAAGACAUUAAAGAAAAAAAUUUCUAUACUGUGAUUCCAUCAUUGGGUGAACUUAUUGAAGCACAUCCUCAAACUGAGGAAGAAUCACAAUCAGGUUCAAGAGAUGGGGAAAAAAUUCAAGAGUUUUUAAACAAACUAGACAAUAUAAACUCCUAUGAUUUGGAUCAAUUGGUUGUUGAGUUCAAUAAUUUAAAUUUAAACAACAAAGCCACUAAGAAUAGGAUUAUGAAAUUUUUCAUGGAAGCUUUCAGUAUUAAUAGUUUAAAAUAUUAUACAAGAUUUCUUAAGAUCAACGAAGUGAAUUUAUCGGAUUUAAUUGCUGAGUUGAUUACUUAUUUGGAUAAAGGGUUCAGAUCUCAACUUUAUCAAAAUAAACUUAAUUUCAAGAAUAUUUUGUUUUUUGUGGAAAUGAUAAAAUUUAAGAUGAUUCCAACUCAUGUUAUUUUCCACAAAAUUCGUAACUUGACGAUUAAUAUUACAUCUACCAAUAACAUUGAUAUUUUAUCUGUCUUCUAUGAACAUGUGGGGAGAUUUCUAUUGUAUGAUCCUGACUAUAAGGAUCUAAUGAGACAAAUGAUUGACUUGUUGAAAGAAAAACUGAAGCAACCAAAUUUGAAGAUUAAUGAUAAAUUAGCCAUAAAUAAUCUUCUUGUUACUGUGGAACCACCAGCUACUAAAGUCAAAGCAUUGCAAGAAAAGCAACAAUUAUCACCAAGAGCACAAUUUAUUCAAAGAUUAAUUCGAGUUGAAUUGGAUUCAAGUUCGAAAUCAUUGGUAAUUAGAUUAUUGAGAAAAAUACCCAUGAAACAAGAUGAUGAAUGUUGUGCAACUCUUUUGGAUUGUUUUGCACAUCCUGAAUUUCUCAACUAUGAUAAUAUUCCAGCAUUAGCCACUGUUUUAGAAUCAUAUUGUGAAAAAUUCAAGAAAAUUGUUGUUUACACUGUUGAUACGAUAAUUGAGAAUAUAAUUCGUGGAUUGGAAUUGAAUGAUUAUAGAAUGAAUAGAGUUAGAAUGUCUCAAGUUAAAUUCAUUGCCGAGAUGUAUAAUCACAAAGUGAUAAAUUUCAAAUUAGUUAACGAUUUACUUUAUCGAAUUAUUUGUUUUGGGCAUCCAAAUAAUCAACCUUUACCUAAUAAUUGGGAUGUUGAUAUUGAUUUACCAGAUAAUUAUUUCAGAAUUCAAUUGUGUUGUUUCUUGUUGAGUAAUUUAAGGUCAAUUUUCAUAGAUACUGAUCCACCAUCAAGAAGGAAAGCAGCUACUCGUGCCAUUGAAAUGAAGAAACGUAAUGAUGUUAAUAAAGAAUUACUUGGUGUCUUUAUUACUUUUUUACAAUAUUAUAUAUUUUGCAAAGAAAGACCAUUACCUGUUGAACUUGAAUUUAAGUUAAAUGAUUUAUUUACUAAAUUUAAGAGUAUUCCGACAGUUAAAAGAUAUGAAACCAUUCAAGAGAUUGGUCAAAGACUUCUGGAGCUGAUUCAAAGUAAGCAAGAAGCUGAGUCAUAUUUGGAAAAUCAUGAUGAUGUAUUAAAUGGAGAUGAAGAUGAAGACGAGGAGGAAGAUGAUUAUGACGAUGAUGAGGACAGUGAAGGUGAUGAUGAUGAAGAUAGCGAUGACGAAGAAGAGGACAGCGACGAUGAUGAUAGUGAUAAUGAUGAUGAUGAUGAUUCUGAAGAUGAGGAAGAGGAGAUUUCAUCAUCUGAAGAGAUUGAUGAUGAAGAAAGUGAUGUCGACAAUGAAUCUGAGAAAAUUCGUUUGGAAAAUGAUAAGAAAUUCAUGGAUGAUCUUGAUAAAGAAUAUGAAAGAAUUAUGAUUGAAUCUUAUAGUAGUACACCUACAACCAUGAGUAAGAGUAUUGGAGGAAGCAAUGUUCGUGGAGGUACUGGUGCAUUAGGUGGUAGAUUAUCCAUGCCAUUACCAAGACAAGUAUUGGCAGAAAACAAAAGAAGUUCAACUUUGGAAUCUGCAAAUCAAGAGAAUAAAGUUUCAUUUGGUUUGUUAACCAGAAAUGGUAAGAAAAAUGAUGUUAAACAGUUACAUUUACCAAGUGAUAAUAAAUUUGCAGAAUUGGUAAUGAAAGAAAAAGAACAUCAACGACAAGAUCGUCAAAGAAUUAUGAAUUUAGUUUCAAAUAUGCAAGAUUAA